Messenger RNA from Limulus polyphemus (Atlantic horseshoe crab), 690 nucleotides. RefSeq names its product twist-related protein 2-like. Gene Ontology annotation, molecular function: RNA polymerase II transcription regulatory region sequence-specific DNA binding; DNA-binding transcription factor activity, RNA polymerase II-specific; protein dimerization activity. NCBI's taxonomy places the organism in Eukaryota, Metazoa, Arthropoda, Merostomata, Xiphosura, Limulidae. The coding region runs from base 1 to 690 and encodes 229 amino acids. The record is from RefSeq and is a predicted model, not a curated record. The transcript has a single exon. Gene Ontology annotation, biological process: regulation of transcription by RNA polymerase II; developmental process.
AUGACGCCCUUUCCAAAUAUGGACGACACUUUGACCACAGAGUCCAACUUUUCCACGGACCGAAUUUCGGUUUCUUCCUUGUCAGAUACAAGCGCAACUUUCACUACAACGUCGGCGUACACUCCUUCAUCUUGCUCUGCCCCUAUCAAGUCCGAACCCCUAAUCACAGAUCAACACGAAGUAACACAGUCUCAUCUGUUUAAUUACCCCAUAGGGAACUCUCUCCAAACCCGGACUUUAAUAGCUGGCGGAGAAGUGAAAAUAUCGGCACUAUCCGACGACCGAGGUGACGGAAAGAUACACCGAAAACGUCGCAUCGGAAAGAGGAGUGACCCUACUGGUCAAUGUUCGCGAGAAUCCGCGCGACAUCCUCGUAAAAGGUCAUACCAGAAUUUCGAGGAACUACAGAAUCAAAGGAUUCUAGCUAACGUUCGAGAACGUCAGAGAACCCAGAAUUUGAACGAAGCCUUUGCUGCCCUCAGGAAAAUCAUUCCAACACUACCUUCUGAUAAACUGAGUAAAAUCCAGACUCUCAAACUAGCGGCUAGAUACAUCGACUUCCUUUACCAAGUCUUAAAAAAUGAUGACCGGGAUGGAAAACUGGCUAGUCCCUGCAGCUACGUGGCCCACGAGCGCCUCAGCUAUGCCUUCUCCGUUUGGAGGAUGGAGGGUGCCUUGUCGGGACAUUAG